CUGGUUCCAUAGAACUGUCCGUGCGUGGUUCUGAUAGGUUAUCGUAGUUUCAGCACUAGCUAGGUGGCUACUCGCACGCAACAAGAAUGGCGGACAAGGGGCUAAAAGGAGAACCAGAAGCAGAGUUCGCGAAGAGAAUUGAUCCGGCGAAGGAGCCGCUGACCGCGGAACAAAUCCAGUUCAUCCGGAAGGUGGAACUUGAGCGGUGGAAGAAGAACGCACUGAAACUAAGAAGCCGCAAUGUCGUUACGGGCCUGGCUAUUGGGGCCCUUGUGAUGGGAAUUUAUGGGUACACAUUUUAUUCGGUGUCGCAGGAGAGGAUCAUGGAUGAGCUGGAUGAAGAGGCCAAAGUCGCAAGGACAAGGGCGCCGAAAACCGCAGCUAACUGACUGACUUCAUAUGGACUGGUUGCCGUUUAAAUUAUUGCACUGAGAGAAAUGAACUGAUGCUGAAAUGAGUGGUGCGAGCGACUCACUCUGCCCCUGCAAGCAAGGACGUCAUAUUACCACAUAAUUAGGAGACGACUACAUGCCUUUGCAUUAUGCCAAUCAUUCGUGAAUACAUGGUUAUUUUAGUGACCUAAAAUGUAAUGUGGAUUUUGGUUAGAUGGAAGAACAGAACGUCGAUGGACAACAAAAUAGUCUCCUCCUGAAAAUCCAGCUCUCCCUCACAUGAGCGUACUACUACAUUCACUGUGUAAAUUUAAGAUUUUUAUAUAUUUUUUUGCUUUAAUCAAGGUCCAUAAUACAGAAUAAUUGAAACUGUCUCUUAAAUAAGUGGGAUACACAUGGUAAGGAAGGUUCCAGUUGAAAAGUAAUGUAAAUGUCAUGAAAUGGAAAGCAAGUUCAAGAACUCCUAAGUUGGUUGCUUUGAUUUGGCGUUUAAUUGAACCAAUCAAAUUAACCGACUGGUGUAGGAAAAUGGUACCGUUUAUAACAAUGUGUAAUAUAUUAAUGUUGUAAAAAAAAUGUUAAAUGGCUUUUUCAAAUAAAUGGAUUAAAAAAGUAA
Molecule: messenger RNA, 1008 nt
Organism: Anguilla rostrata (American eel)
Lineage: Eukaryota; Metazoa; Chordata; Actinopteri; Anguilliformes; Anguillidae
Product: cytochrome c oxidase assembly factor 3 homolog, mitochondrial
Exons: 2
Coding region: 87-389 (100 amino acids)
Biological process (GO): mitochondrial respiratory chain complex IV assembly
Cellular component (GO): mitochondrial inner membrane
Source: RefSeq, a predicted model, not a curated record